This is a messenger RNA of Necator americanus (New World hookworm), 249 nucleotides long. RefSeq lists its product as uncharacterized. Bases 1 to 249 code for a protein of 82 amino acids. Gene Ontology annotation, cellular component: NatC complex. The transcript has 2 exons. The record is from RefSeq and is a predicted model, not a curated record. NCBI's taxonomy places the organism in Eukaryota, Metazoa, Nematoda, Chromadorea, Rhabditida, Ancylostomatidae.
AUGGAAAAUGUGGCCCAGUAUAUGGGAAGGUGGAUGGAAGUAGAGUUGACUGAUGGUCGAAUAAUUCGUGGUCAAAUGAUGUGCACCGACAGAAAGCCGAACUUUAUUCUUGGCAGAUCUGAAGAACGGUGGUCAGGAGAUGAGGGAGAGCCAAGAGCAAUUGGUCUAGCUAUGGUGAGUCGACAACAUGUCGUUCGACUUAGUUUGCUGCCAACACCACAACCUACUGCUGACGAGGAUUUCUCCUAA